Molecule: messenger RNA, 2536 nt
Organism: Nothobranchius furzeri (turquoise killifish)
Lineage: Eukaryota; Metazoa; Chordata; Actinopteri; Cyprinodontiformes; Nothobranchiidae
Source: RefSeq, a predicted model, not a curated record
UUGUCGAAUGACGUAAGCACAAACCAGGAAACAAAAGUAAACAACGCAUUGGGAAAGAAAAAAAAUAAUAGUUAGUGAGCCAGAUUCAGUCUCUUUCUUUGAUGUUGUCGGUGUUUUAUGAUCGGUUUUUAGGUCUGUUUAUUUCAACAAAGAAGACCCGGUUAGAAUCAGGCGUAAAGCCGGAAACACCCGCGGAGCUAAGAGGAAACGGCUGCAGCAACAGCUAAUGAGAGCUAGCUGGAUAAGAGAUGAUUCUUUUGUUUUCUUUAUUCACAAGAUGAAAUGCACCCUAAACUAUGUUGUAAACAUGACUCUUCAACGUUAGUUUUGGCAAUGUUAGCCAUCAGGUCAUCAGAGGAGGAGUCCACGGAGCUGGAGGAGAUGGACAUCUCUGAACCAAACUGGUGCUGGUUCUACUUGGCUGAGUGCGGGGUGUGGCAUAUGUUUGAGAUUGAUCCCAGUGCAGCCUGCUCAGUAACAAGCGCCCAGAUUGAGCAGUGCUACAACAGGAACCAGCGUGGGGUCAUGGAGUUCUACACAGCCAAGUACACCUACAGAUUGGACUUCUCAGUUAUGCGACAGAUAAAUGUAACAACGGGCAAACAGCGACCAAUCAAACGCUCCCUGCACUCUGCAACUGGUUUCAGGUUUAUUUGUGAUAAUUUGGCCUUGCCUGUUCCCUGUCACUGGGAGAGAAUCAAUACAGAUGAAACCUAUCAGCUCAUCCAGCUCAGCAGAGACACUUAUGAGUUUAAGGAGGUAGCCAGACUGUACGAGAGGACAAUGGAUCAUCCAUUAAAGUCCAUCCAGAGGAUUCAAAACUUGGAUUUAUGGGAGUUCUUCUGUCGGAAAAAAACACAGUUGCGAAAGGUCAAGCGAACACUGGAUAUUGAGGAGCGAAUGCUGUUUCACGGUACAGGACACAGCAACAUACAAGCUAUAUGCACCUUUAACUUUGACUGGAGGCUGACAGGAAGUCAUGGCGAUGUUUAUGGCAAAGGUACACCCCUUUGUAUCGUGGUGGGAAAAGGAAGCCAUCGUUUCUUUAUCUGUUCGACUUUUAACACAAGAUUUAAAUUUUCUGAUACAGGAAGCUACUUUGCCCGAGAUGCAAAAUACUCCAGUAAGUUUUGCCACACUACAGGGAAACACAACACCACCCUCCAGAGACACGGACUGGCCCCGCCCAUAUUUGCUAACGAGCCGCACCAUAAGACCAUGUUCCUGGCCAGAGUGCUUGUCGGAGAGUACACUGUCGGACGUCCCAUGUACUGCAGACCACCCUCAAAGGACGCCAGCUUCACCAACUUUUAUGACAGCUGUGUGGACGAUAUGGCCAAUCCAAAGAUAUAUGUCAUUUUUGACAGCAAUCAGAUCUACCCAGAGUAUCUGAUUGAGUUCUACUGAUGCCUGACUGGACAGUGUAUGCUUUUCGUAAAUUUAAGUUGGAUCCUGAAUGAAAUGAGAAAAGAGACGCCUAAGAUUAAUAUGCUUUUAUUUAUUUCUUAGAUCCGGUGGCUGACUGGAGAAUAAUUUGUCCUCAGUGCCUUCGGAGAAGCUUAAAAAUCCUGACUACGAUGGAGACGUUACACUGCACAGACGCUAGAGGGCUGGACCUUUUGGUUAGAAAAGUCACUCUGGUAGUAAAAAUACAUCGAAUACUGACUUAUGUGCAGUAUUUGGAUAUUUCUUUCUUGAUUUUUCAGUCAGAACUUGCUUGUCCCUUAGGACUGAAACAGUUAUUUCAGCUGAAAGUGGCACCUGCACCUUGUAGAUUUAAAAACAGCAUUUCAUGUAUCCACAGUGCCACCCAUAAAGCCUUUUUAUUCAACCAAAAACAUGUUCUGGUCACUUUUUUCGUAUCAUAUGCUGUCAGUGACAGAAUCUGUUUUGCAGAAGGAUGACAAAAUAAAAGGAAAAUCCAAGAUGAGUGGACAAAAACUGUUCCAAUGCACUAGUGUUUUCUUUAGUGCAGUGAAAAUGCCCAAAACGGUCACCAAGCCUCUUCAGAGAGUAAAAGGUUUGGGUUUUUCUUUGUCGCCCAUCUGUAUAUAAGCUUGAACUUUUCUUGAUGUGUGUCAUAAAACAACUUCUACCUCCAUGUUUAACCACAAAUCAGAGCACUUUUCACCCUUUCUGAGAAAGGAUUUAUAAUCGUGUCAUGUUGACAUAAAAGUGUCAUGUUUAGUUAUUAUUGUCUCAAGUUUCAGCUGACCUUUGAUUUUUAUCUUGUCAAUAAGCAGUCACAGCUUUGUUAAUCUCUACUGUAAACAAUGGCAUCAUGUUAAAAAAAGAAAAGAUGUGAUUGUGAUGUCGACACCAUCUGAUAGCUUGCACUUUUUUCUCCAAAGAGAAAAAACGAGUUAUUUUUGCGCCUGGUGUACAUUUACUCCGUCAGUAAAAAAAGGCCAGCACAUGUGUAGUACUGUAAUAACAGUUACCACUAAAUAAAACAGCUUUUCUGUGUGCUUUUGUUGGACUCACUGUUUGGCUGUUUUUUUUUUCUGAAUAAAGAAUAUUGUGAUCACCAACUGGA